Messenger RNA from Pangasianodon hypophthalmus (striped catfish), 1474 nucleotides. RefSeq names its product ORMDL sphingolipid biosynthesis regulator 1 (gene ormdl1). The record is from RefSeq and is a predicted model, not a curated record. Gene Ontology annotation, biological process: intracellular sphingolipid homeostasis; ceramide metabolic process; negative regulation of ceramide biosynthetic process. Bases 127 to 588 code for a protein of 153 amino acids. Lineage: Eukaryota; Metazoa; Chordata; Actinopteri; Siluriformes; Pangasiidae. Gene Ontology annotation, cellular component: endoplasmic reticulum membrane. The transcript has 4 exons.
GGUCCAAGCCUUGAGCUAUUUACCAGUGCGAACCAAGGCAUAGAGAGAGGACGAGUGUUAGAGCAACAGGGUCCAGGAUCAGGGUUUUAUUAAAUUUAUUUUUUUGGGGGGAAUAAGGAGGUCAGGAUGAAUGUUGGCGUAGCCCACAGCGAGGGGAACCCCAACACUCGGGUGAUGAACAGUCGGGGGAUCUGGCUGACGUACGCGCUCGGCGUGGGAAUGCUUCACAUCGUGCUCUUAAGCAUUCCUUUCUUCAGCGUUCCGGUCGUGUGGACUCUCACAAAUGUUAUUCACAACUUGGGAAUGUACGUGUUCAUGCACGCGGUAAAAGGGACGCCGUUCGAGACUCCAGACCAGGGCAAAGCCAGGCUCCUCACACACUGGGAACAGCUGGACUACGGCGUGCAGUUCACAUCAUCCAGAAAGUUCUUCACAAUUUCACCCAUCAUUUUAUAUUUCCUGACGAGCUUCUACACGAAAUACGACACGGCUCAUUUUGUGAUAAACACCGCGUCCCUGCUGAGCGUCCUGAUCCCCAAACUGCCACAGCUCCACGGAGUGCGACUCUUCGGAAUCAACAAGUAUUAAUCGCUCAGAGGGAACGACGCCGAGGAGAACGACGCUCUCUCUCUCUCUCUCUCUCUCUCUCUCUCUCUCUCUCUCUCUCUCUCUCUCUGUCUCGCUCUCGCUCCCUCUCUCGACGUGCUCCUGCGUCACCCGUCAUGACGACGGACGCACUUUGCAGUUUUGUACAGAGUGUAAUUUAGUGUCUGUCUUUGCCUAGAUGCACCUCGAGUUAUUCCGGGGCAUACAGUACGUGACGACGCCUCAAACAUUAACUUAAAGAAGUAAAUAUUUAAUUUUCUUUCUUUUGGCUCCCUCAUGGAUCUGGGCUGGCCCGGGUUUCACAGUUGAGGUAGUGUUGUGUUUUUUUUUUUUUUUUGUUUUGUUUUGUUUUGUUUUUUGGUUUGGUUUGGUCUUUCUUCCUUUGGGUUUUGUUUGUAGGUGCGCACUAAUUUGAGGCUCUUGUGUGACAUUUCUAAAGGUUUUAAAAAAAAAAAGAAAGAAAAAAACACCAACAACAAAAAAAAAACGAUUCUUUAUAAGAGUCGGACCCUGUAGUCUUCAGUGUCUCAGUCUUUACGAAAACUAAAUAAAUAAAUAAAGACUUGCAUGAUUUUUCUUUUUCGAAAAAAAAAAUAGGUUUGUUAGAUGAAGUAUUUUGAUAGAUCCUAUGUCAGGUUUAUGCAAGAAGAAAAAAAAACAUGCAUUAACAAGGUUUUAGUGUUUACUGACCCGAGUCUGAUGAUGUUUAUCUACUCAUUCCAGUCAGUGUGCUCGUUUAUUUAGGACGUAACUGUGAAUCUCUUAAUGAGCAGAGCAGCUUUUUUUGUCAGCAUCUCUGUUUAUUCAUGGUAUUACUGGAGCUCAAACAAACCCUGUGUGUAAUAAAGGCUUAUUUGUGCUCUCUGUG